CAUAAACCUGCUAUAACAAAGAUGACGGAAGGAGAAAAACGACGCAUUUUACCACUAGCUAAGAGUGUGGUAAACCUCAUUGCAGCUGGAGAAAUCAUUAUUGCCCCAUCAAAUGCUUUGAAAGAAUUGCUUGAGAACGCUAUAGAUGCAGGUGCCUCCCAGGUUGAGAUAAUGGUCAAAGAGGGUGGACUAAAACUUCUUCAAAUUACAGAUAAUGGUACAGGAAUCAAUAAGGAAGACUUACCAAUUUUAUGUGAACGUUUCACUACCUCAAAAUUGGUGGCGUUUGAUGAUCUCCGAGAAAUUUCAACAUACGGAUUUCGUGGUGAAGCUCUUGCAAGCAUUUCACAUAUUGCACGACUAAGUGUCAUUACUAAAACUGCGCAGGAUGAGUGUGCUUGGAAGACAACAUAUAGGGAGGGUGAACUUGUUGGAGGUUUUGAUGAUGGCAUCAAACCUGUUGCAGGUAAAACGGGAACAAUUCUAGUAGUCGAGGAUAUGUUUUACAAUGUUCCUUCGAGGUUACGUGCUUUAAAAGGUGCAACAGAAGAAUAUGCCAAAAUUUUGGACGUCGUUAGUAAUUACUCAAUUCAUGUUGAGAAUGUUGGGUUCAACUGCCAACGCUUGAGUGGGACCGGCUUGGAUCUAAUGAUCCGAAAAACUGCAAACAGGAAAGAUCGAAUUCGGUCCAUAUAUGGAUCCAACAUAGCAAACAAUCUGAUACCUGUCAACAUAGAAAUAGAUAAAAAAUUUGAUGAAGAGUUCGGCUUGAACAAAUGUCACGGAAUGAUAAGUAAUACUAGUUUUGAGAAUAGAAAAGCGAUUCAGCCAAUUUUUUUUAUUAACAAUAGAUUAGUUAUCUGUGAACCUUUGAAACGGGCAAUCAACUCAUUAUAUUCGACUUACUUACCUAAAGGUCACAAACCGUUUGUUUACUUGUCACUUGAGAUCAGACCUCAAAAUGUUGACGUGAACGUGCACCCGACAAAACGAGAGGUCAGAUUUUUAAAUGAGGAUGAAAUAAUAGAACAGAUCGUAUUAUCCAUUGAUCAAAUAUUGUCGAAGCUAGAUUCUUCUAGAGAGUUUUUAACUCAACAGGUUCUCACAAACACUCGAAAGAUUGAAGAUGAUGUUGAAGAAAGAAGAAAUAAGCGGUCAAAGUUUACUUAUCCAGAAACUAUCGUGAAAGAAAAGACGAAACAGUUACCUCUUUCUCAAUUUCGAAAACCUUAUGAACAUGAAUUGGUAAGAACAGAUUAUAAUCAAACAACUUUGAACAAUUUCGUUAAACCUUCUCAAAAUUCCCAAUCAUCACAGAAACUAUCGAAUUCUAUAGACCCCACUCUAGUUGAAGAUAAGGAAGAUAUUGUCGAUAUCAAUGUUCCUAAUGAUGAUGCUGACAGUGAUGAGAAUACGCUUCAGCGAAGUGAGGAGCCAGAAGACAUCAGUUCAUCUAAAAUCUUGAAGACAAAUAUAGAGAAAAGGCAAAGAAAGCCUUUGACUUUGUUGUCAAUCCGUUCAUUACGUCAAGAACUUCAAGAACGUGGUAAUCGUCAGCUAACUCAGCUUUUUGCACAGCAUACCUAUGUAGGAAUUGCAGAUUAUGAUAAACGGCUCUGUUGUGUCCAACAUGACGUGCGCCUUUACCUUGUUGAUUAUGCAAGUUUGUGCGCCGAGUUGUUCUAUCAUAUUGGUCUUGCUGAUUUUGCAGGUUUUGGUAAAAUAGAGCUUGCUAACACCGAUGGGAUUGAUAUCAAAAAACUAAUUAGAUCAGAAAUUUAUGAAAACCAAGAUUUUUCCAAAAUUUAUUGCAAGCAGAAUAAUUUAGAGAAAUUGCCAGCUUUGGAUGAACUCGUUCAAACUUGUUUUGUUGAUAUGCGGGAAAUGUGGGAUGAAUAUUUCAGUGUUGAUAUUGAUACGACGGACUCAGAAAACCCAAAACUUCGAAGUUUGCCUUUGCUCGUAAAAGGAUAUAUACCCAGCUGGAAUAAGUUGAGCUUGUUUUUGUUUCGUGUGAUAUCCAAGAUAGACUGGAAUGAUGAAAAGGCAUGUUUGGGAGGAAUAUUAAGGCAAAUAGCUUUGUUUUAUGUACCUGAGUCAAUAAGCGAUGAUGACAGUGAUGAUCGUAAUGAUUUGGAGCAAAGAAAACGUAAAGUUGCCGACGAUUUUGAAAAUCUCUUGUUACCCAUUGUUAAGCGUAAGUUCUUAGCUACCGAUAAUUUGGUUCGUGAUGUUAUUGAAAUUGCAAGCUUGCCUGGUUUAUACAAGGUUUUCGAGCGUUGCUGAAUAGUGACAAACUUUGUUAGAAUCAGAUCUUUUUACCGAUAAUUAUACAAAAAAGUGUAUAAAUAUUUAAAUUUAUAAAUGAAUAAAUAAACUGAAUGGUAGUAAAUAAAUAGA
Messenger RNA from Pichia membranifaciens NRRL Y-2026, 2400 nucleotides. RefSeq lists its product as hypothetical. The transcript has a single exon. The record is from RefSeq and is a predicted model, not a curated record. NCBI's taxonomy places the organism in Eukaryota, Fungi, Ascomycota, Pichiomycetes, Pichiales, Pichiaceae. Gene Ontology annotation, cellular component: MutLalpha complex. Gene Ontology annotation, biological process: mismatch repair. Gene Ontology annotation, molecular function: ATP hydrolysis activity; mismatched DNA binding; ATP binding. Bases 22 to 2286 code for a protein of 754 amino acids.